AUGUUUGGAGCCGACGGUGAUUACAGUUCACUCUCAAGACGACCAAACGCUGUGCUUUUCCUGGAUAUUAGACCAUUGAGUGCUAAUACACAUCAGACAUCAGUUGAUCAAUCAGAUUUAAGUACAAGCAUUGGAUCCGGUGAUAGGCAUACCAUAGAGUGCAUCCCGGAACUACAUUCGCCCAAAGAUGGCGAACAGAUUUUCGAGGAGGACGUGGAAAUAGAGGAGAAUCGGGGGUAUCUUCUGAUAACAUUACGGCGCCGUAAAAGUAUCCAACGAAGCAUUCAUAUCGAUCCCAUCGCUCUCCUCGAUCACAGCUAUUAUGGCAUUACAUCUCGUUAUUUGAAACAGUCAUCGAAGUGGCGCUUCAAUACAUUCACUCUCGAUGUCCUAACCGGUGGCCAUUCCCUCUCGAGUCUACUCUUCCAUCUGUUUAUUGAAUACGAUUUUAUAAGAAUUUUUAAAUUGGAUGUAAUCAAUGUUUUGCGAUGUUUUCGAUAUCACGACACCAACCCCUACCACAACUCUGUCCACGCCGCAGAUGUCACACAAGCCAUGCAUUGUUUCAUACAGGAGCCCAAAAUACGCCAAUAUUUAACCCCUUUAGAGGCCAUGUGUUCCUUAUUGGCUGCAGUAUGUCAUGAUUUAGAUCACCCGGGAGUUAAUCAGCAUUUUCUCAUCGCCACUAAAAGCCAUUUGGCAGCUCUUUAUAAAAACUUCUCGGUGCUGGAGAGCCAUCACUGGCGGUUUGCCAUCUCCUGCUUCCACGACUCGGAAAUCUUCCAACACUUCGCUUCAGAAGAAUGGAAUCAAAUCGAAUCACUUCUGAAGGCAUUAAUAUUGGCCACAGAUAUCACUCGACAAAGUCAUUACAUCGCGGUGUUUAAAAAUUAUUUAGCAAAACCGGAAACCUUUUCAAUGACAAUACCCGAGAACCGACACUUCAUAUUACAAAUAGCCCUCAAGUGUGCAGAUCUGGCAAACCCUUGUCGGCCAUGGAAUCUAAGUAAAAGAUGGAGUGAACAGAUUUGUAAUGAAUUUUACAGACAAGGAGAUUAUGAAAGUCAACUCAAUAUCCCGGUCACCCCUAUAUGUAACCGACACACUAUGGGUAUCGCUCGUAUACAAACAGACUUUUUCAAGAGUAUCGUAACCCCACUGUUCGACUUAUGGGACCAAUUCCUGUGCUCUCCUCUGUCACGACAACUCAUAAAUAAUCUUCGUUUCAAUGACGACCAGUGGAACCAUUCACUCAUCAAAAGCAAACUCAAGCGCAGACACUCUCGCUCGUGUGUCUUCACUGCCAAACCGCGUGAUGAAUCCCUUAGAAGAAGCCAUUCUUUGAAUGAUAUCAAAGAUGCGAAGGAAAUGAGUUUAACUCAGUUCAAGAGUCUCUAUAAACCCAAAGCCAAACAAUGCAUUAAUGGUUGCGGCACUCCGCCCAAUGCUGACGAGUCCCACAAUAAGUCUAUUAAUAAAUCAAAAGUUUUAUGGGAUUUGCAAACCGAUGAAGAAGAAGAAGAGGAUCGUGUCCAACACUACGCCUACCAAAACAUUACGCCUAAUAUUAAGAGCUAUUCUUUUCAAAUGCCAUCACAACCAUCGCACGGCCCAUACUUUUAUGAUAAGAAACAUAUGAUUGGUCGCCGUGGAUCAGCUCCGGGAUGUAUAGGAGUGUAUGCGAGCUGUGAAUUGGCGGCCGCUUUAGUCUUCCUUCACGGGGCGGUCGCCUCUCAGGACCAGACGAGACGGUCUUCUUUCCCGGCCGACAGAGUGGGUGCUCAGGCUCGACAUUCAACAAAUAAUAUUCAUAACUUAAACGGUGCUAAACUGAGUCGGACGGGUGGUACUCAUGGGACAGCCGGUGCCAUGAGAGGCCGAUCACUCGAAUAUUUAGUGUCUUCAUUAAAGAAAAAUAAAAGCUUUUAUCACUCGACUACCAGUGCUCAACAUCACACCAAACUCUUGAGAAGGCAGGCCUGUUCUCUCGAUUCUGGUGCCGAUUCCGGGGCUUUGCAGUGGUUUUUCAAUAGUAAACCGCGAAGAGGUUCUGUUCCUCAAGAGAUUCUCAUCGAAUCAUUGAGUAAUUACACGACUUAAUAGACUUACAGUAAUAGUAUUGCUCUGUAUUUCAUAAUUGAUGACAAGUAGAGAGUCUAUGUAUAUGUAUGUAUGUAUGAGCCGGACAUUCAAUACAAGUGCCAACAAUUUCUUCUAAUAAACACAUGCAC
Molecule: messenger RNA, 2231 nt
Organism: Oppiella nova
Lineage: Eukaryota; Metazoa; Arthropoda; Arachnida; Sarcoptiformes; Oppiidae
Source: the annotation of a GenBank genome assembly